CAUACACAUAUCAUUUUAUGUCUCCAGCCGUUUCAAAAAAUGAGAAAACACAUGUAAAAUUGUUGGGGAACAAAAUACAAAAACUGAAAUAAAACAGUGUAAAACUGGUGCCGACAGACUGUGUAUAAUAGAACUGCAUACGAUGACAUCAGAUUAAACACACAACUGGAAAGGAAAAGUUUCCUCAUCUUCUCGUUUUUGACUAUGGUCCCAACACUACAUUGGGUGUUCUGACUUAAGUGAGGCAUUUGCUGUAUAGUUUCUUAAUUGGAAAAUAACAGUAGUCGACAGGAAGUGCAGAAUUAUAAGAAUGUAUUUAACAUACUUGUUGUCGUGGCUACAAAUACAGAUAUAUUUAUCUGUCUCUCUCUCUUGGUACAAAACAAUAUAAAAAUGUUUUUUUAAUCCACUUUAAUACCUUUAAAUUAGAUCUGUGUCCUUAAGAAGUUAUUGUAUUCUCAAAAUAUAUCGCCCUAAAAGAUUAUUAUGCUAUUCAAUGAAACAUUCUAGUAUGAUAGCAUAUCAUAAAGCUAUGUUAACAUUUCCUUCAGUUCUCUAUCAUUGUAGUAGUCAGCAGUUUUCAUAAUCGCACCCAAACAGGUGCCAAACACUGGGAAUAGGAUACUUUAAUAGCAGGCAAUUCUGUUCAUUACAAUACAGCAGCAGGAAAACGUGACUUUGUGUGUGCUUCCCGAGUCCAAACAGUUUGACAAGGGGCAGUCAAAAGUAUUGAUUCCAUUUAAACCAACAUUCUAUCUUUUUGUUUGUUUAUCUUUCAAUUAUGAUAAGUAUAUUUUUCUCCUUUAUAACUGUGGAGCCUUUGCUGGUUGCAUAGGGCCCUAAGUGCAAAGGCAAAUAUUUAGUAAUAAGGCAAAUCAUUUGCACCGAUUGAGAAACUUGUGUUUCAUUACCACCGUUGUCUUUGCCGCAAUAAGUUGUGUACAUUUUGUGGAUCAAAUACAUGUCAAAUAUACUGUCAAAAAAUCCAACAAACCACUAGCUAACUAGUAUUUUUUUUUGUAUUCCUUUUCAAAGGAUUUGCCUCUGCACUUGCUAGAACACCUUGACUUACAUUUUUGUAGACUCAAAGGGUUCCCCCUCCUUCCAUUACUCGAUCACUGUGGGGAAAUAUUGUUCUUUUGAAUAUCCUUCAGAUAGACAGAAAUGAUGCUGAAACACUGAUAGGAAAUUGUCUGAAUACGAAGCGAUAAAAUAGACCAUGAUUUGUGACAGAACCAAAACAGUAUAUACUUAGAGUAGAGGGCCUCAUUCCUGUCAGUGUCAAAGCUCUAGAAAACUAUCUGCUAGUUAAAAUGUUUGAACCAUAAACAUAUGUAUAGUUUAUAAUAAUGAGAAAAGUUAAAUUCAUGAUAAUUAACUUAGUUUAUUGGGGUAAAGUUUUUUGCAUAAGUAGAUAAAAACCUGCUCUGUACAGCUGUGGGAGUGAAGUUCAAGGUAAAAUUAUUUGUUUAUAAUUACUAACUGUUCUCCAAUAUUCUCUCCUUGGCAUAGGCUGGCUUGAUGGAGAAAGUGUUUAUGUUUUAAGGGUCUAUAUUUUUUAAAUGCUGAAUAGUUUCUUUCCCUGAAUUUGUCUGCUAUGUAAAGAUGCUUUUUUUUUUUUUUUAAUAUGUGCGUAUAAGAAUAUGGGGGAACAUGAUGGGAGACUACAUUUGGGGGCUGAUACGUGAAAGUGAUUUACAGUAUAAUCGUAAAUCUCGAAAAACUACUCACUUCUAAAUCUUUUGUAGUCAUUUUUGUAUUACUUUAGUAUAAAUACAUGUUAAUUUGGAUUCAUAUGUUGUUUGUUUUUUUUCUGACUUUAUGUGAACGAAAAGACACAAAUUUGCCAGUUUUCUCACUGGAAAUAGGUAAAUUUCAAAAUAUCACUGUCCUGGUCACAAAAGCAAAGUUUGUGGGGAAUAAUAGCCAUUUUCUAUACUUUUGAGGCAUAAGCAAUUAGGAAAUAACACUUACUACCCAGGAACAAAAAUUGUGUUACAUCAGAGGCACUAAAAUCUCACCCUAGUCACCCUCCGCCCAGCUGCCAAGAAGAAGUGAUUCUAAUUUGGAUACUAUCUACAGCCAAAUAAACGUUUGAUUUGAAACACUAAUACAAUGUAAAGAUUAUUUUUUUUGUGAAUGUAUAGUGGAUUAGAAAAAGAUUGAGACAAUGUAGAAAGAGCUUAAUGAGUUUAUUUUUUUUACACAAGGAGGCCUGUAAAGUAUGCUAUUUUUAUCAGUUGUUGCACUGGACUAUGCCACGUGCUGACUAUAGUCCACCUUCUCUUAACUCCAGGCCCUGAAUACUGUUCACAAGUUCCACCCACGAGGAACAGCCUGUCUGCAGAGUCCAACAUAAGACCAGACAGAUCCAUUGUAGCCAUCAUAUGCAACCUGACUCCCCAUGCCCAUCACUGCCCCAAACUCAGCCUAAUUCAUAUUAACUGUUCCAGCCAUUUGAGUCGACCCUGUUAUCACUCUAGAAAAACAUUAUUUUCUUGUUUUUGUACCGGCUCAAUCAAACUCAGAUUACAUUCAUGUUUUUAUAUUUCCUUUAAUAGCACAAUGUGGGGCUCCCUCUAGUGGAAGUUUCUGGAGAAUAAUGUAAUGGAUCGGUAACAGAAAGUGAAGGGUGCCGGUUACAUUGUGAUUGGGGUUUACUUAUUUUAUUUAUUUUAUUUAUUUUACUUCUAAACAGUAUUCUUUUUUUUUGCCUCUUGUCCUUUUCUAUUGCUUUUAGUAGCUGAACUACAGGACCUAAUUGUGUCUUGUUUAUUUCAGACCAUGGGCACCGGAAGUACAGCAAAUAAAGUAAAAUACUAAAAAAAAUACUAGUAAAAUAAUGAUACUCAGAAAUAAAUAUGAUCACAAACAGUAAUAAAUAAUACAGUAAGCACAGGUGAACUUUCAACAUUUGUAUUUGUUUUUACUAUAUUUUAAUAAGACUAUAGAAUAAUUAAAGAACAGAGAUUAAAAAGAAAGCAAACACACAUUUUGUGAUAGGAAUGGGGAGUGGCUAGAACAAACUGGCCCUAAUUGUCUUGCUUAGUUAGGCACUUUUUUAUGUUGGCUUUAUUUCCUUUUAUAUUCAAUUAUUUUAUCAAUUAUAAUAAAAGUAUUUUUCUGGAGGAUUUGUGUGAGAGGGUGUGUGUGGUGGAAUUCAAAUGUUGUUUCAUAGGUAGUGUGAGCUGGUGGAGCCCACUUAAUUCUGUAGGAUAACUGAUGAUGUGUUGAACCUGCAGAAUGACAAUCAGGACACAAGGAGUACAAUCAAUGGUAGGUUUUAUUAUUCUUCCUUUCACAGCUGGGUAAAAUAAUCCAACACAAAUAAAAACCUUUCCCAGAGUUUAAGGGCUUAACCCAAACUUAAAGUUGAUUAAAUAAUAAUGAAAAACAAUAACACACAAAAGUUAUUUUUCAUUUGUAAAGUCCAGAGUGGUUUCCAGAGUCCGACUUACCGUCCACUUAGACCUCUUGGCGUGGAACUGCAAGGUGAGUAUUAAAACACUUUUCAGGAUUUAAAUGAAUUCUGUGUUUGCUUUUAACUGACUUUCCUUCUUUCUUUUUCAGGUUUUCAAACGCGUCCAUAAGAGGGUGCUGCUGAUCCAGGACACACAGGUAAGUAAAGGAACAGUCCAUACAACAGAACAAAGCCGCACAGAUCCAGUGCUGCCUCUCCAGAGUCUAAGCGCAGUGUUUUCAAAGGUAUAACCAAAUGUUCCUGUCAGGACAACUGAAAAGUCAGCACAUCCGGUCACUUUUUUUUUAAAGUAACAGAAACGCUUAUUCACUGCGAAACAUGAACUACUUUAGAUGUGUAAUGACUGCAGCAUAGGAUACUAACCUUAAGGUUAGGGUUUCGGUGUAGGGAGAGGAUUAUUCAUUGUCUUAACAAUAAUAUGAUAGCCAAUCAGAGUGCAGUGUCCUGAGAGGAGAAUUUUGUGUUACCUUUGUAAGGACAGCAGUCCAAGCGGGAUUACGAGGAAGAUGGCUCAUGGCUGCCCCUCCUGGCACUAAGUGGAACCAAUGGGUACAUUGUAAUUGUAUCUUCAAUUAAACAGCAAACAGUCCAUAUACCAACUCUGGUCAAAAUAAAAGUUUCUUUCUGAAAUGCUGGUUUCAGUGUGUUUCUUUCUGCUUUAGCUCUAAAACCAGUCUUUUGCACUCUCUCAGCCUCCUGUACCACGUGGCUGAAGAGAUGCUAAUUUAAUUCAAGUUUGUAUUUUGCUGAGACCCAAAGUUGUUUGUUGUAAAGUUAAACGUGUAGUAUUGCUUGUACACAAAAAACAAAGAAAACAAAAGCUUUGAAACUGAAACAGGCCUGCAUCCUGCCAGUACAACACACAGUCCUGUUCCAUGAGCAUUCCCGAGGGUAUUCACAGUGAGAAUAUUAAAGGUACAACAGUGAAACAGUCCAGCACACAGUUGUAGUUUCCCUUUGUUAAAAUUUCACUCACUGCUGUUUGUUUUCAUUACGCCUUUCCGUGGCAUUUAUAGCGUACCACAAUACUCUUCAAAGACUUUUAGUAAACAACGCCCAUUGUUGUUUUUUAAACAAGCACAGUACUUGCGUUUUUUAUAAAAUGUGUAAUCUAGCAUUUAAGGUGACAGAAGACUUACAGCGUCUCUUCUAUUCACGUUGUCCAAUCUUUUCAAGCAGAUUUGCAGCGUUCCGCUUGUCUCUCUCUUACGUCAGUGUUUUCACUUUCAGCUUGGCUCAAACACAGCACGAUUACGUAGCUCUACCUCAGGCUACAAGUAUACCAGAACCAUCGUAUCUCUCUCUUACUCUCACACGCCCCCUCACCACCACUCUACAUCACACCUUUCUUUCUCUUUUCUUUUCACUAGCUCCACCAGCUGAUUUAUAUACAGAUCGCUACCCAUGAGGCAGCGGCUGAUUUCGCUAGUGAUUGUGGGUUUUAUAGUUUUCUUUAUCUUUUUUUUUAAAUGCAAGUGUAUUAUUUAAAAACAGAGCAACCAUUAUUUUUUAUUUACUCUUGGCAUUCUUUGAUACUUCAUUGUUCUACAAUGUUAAAAUUGCCUCCAUGUUUUAUUAUUGUACAGUCUCUGUACCACCAUUCUGCCACAGUAGAAAUAUAUUUCCCUAAAUGCUUCUUAUUAAAAAGAUGUUUUUAGCUGCAUCUAAUCAUGAUUAAAAAUGUGCUGCCUUGUAAUGGUCAUGGUUAUUAGAUGAGCUCCUGACUUGUUCACUUGCUUACUAUGUCAUACAAUUGGCCAUCUUUAAAUUCAAAUACAAUAUAAAAGCAAAGUUUAAAUGUCUCUAAUGUCAUAUUUGGGCAAUUAGAUUAUUUUGACAAAUACAAAUACCGUAUUUUGACAAAUACAAAUACCGUAAACAUAUUUUAAAAUUAUUAUUUUUCAUUAAUGAAUUAUCAACCUGAAGCAUCUGUACUGUAUAUUCAAUUUGUGUUAAGCUAAACUUUCAUGUGAGAUUGCCUAGAUGUCACAUAUACAAUUACAUGUUCUCAAUCAAAGUACAAUUAUGUCAGGUGGAUACAUUCACACAACACUUAAGCAAAUGCAACUUGCUUAAUUGUUCAAUCAUCAAUCAGUCCUCCAUUAUGUAUAAAGGGAGUCACAUGUGGACUAAACUUUGUUGGUAAGCAAUGGAGCAGGACCAAAUACAGCAAGAGAGAGCUGGAGGAAGAGGUAGAGGAAGAGGUAGAGGGCAAGUCAGAAGAAGGAUCUUGAAUGACUUGAGGGCGACUAUAAUUGAUCAUGUCAUCAAUCGUGGUCUAACCUUGAGAGAGACUGAGAGCCAAAUGUGAACAGAUCUACAGUCGCUUCAAUCAUUCGUACAAAAAUAGAAUGGCUAGAAGACCAACUUCAGGGGAAAGAGGACGGCUCUUCACUGAGCAACAAGAAACAGCAAUAGUAGAUAUGGUCAUCCAAAACAAUGCCAUCAGUUUGAAAAAUAUACAGCAGAGAAUCAUCCAGGACAAUGAAGUUUUCACCAACAUUCAUCAUUGUAGUUUAGCCACAAUAGAUUGUGUCCUGAAAAGGAAUGCUAUCCGAAUGAAGCAGGUCUACAGAUGUGCCAUUCGAAAGAAACUCUGCCAGAGUGAUGGAGGCAAGGUUUCAGUAUGUUCAAGUAAUCAAAGUGUACAGUGAAGAUGACACAAGUCGAGCACUGGAAGUACCCAGCGAUAUUACAGCACGGGACGUCUGCCAGUUGUUCAUACUAAAGAACCAUUGCAUCGAUGACCAUAGCUGGACACUUUUUGAGCAUCUGGCCCUCAUAGGCAUUGAAAGAACCAUAGAAGACCAUGAGUCGGUUAUUGAAGUGCAAUCAAGCUGGGGAAUGGAAACAGACGACCGUUUAUAUUUUAGGAAGAAUUAUGCCAAAUAUGAAUUCUUUAAAAAGCCACUGGAUUUUUUUCCAGAGCAUAUGGUGUCUAUAUCAAGUGAAACCAAUGGAAUUCUGAACCAUUCACAACUUGUACAGACAUUUCUUAAUGCUGGCUCUUGCCCUGAAAUCCAUGGUUUUCUUCAUGCUAAAGAGCAGGGAAAGAAGACUUGGAAAAAGAUGUACUUUGUCUUGAGAAGAUCUGGGCUUUAUUUGUCAAAUAAGGGAACUUCAAAGGAACCCAGGCAUCUUCAAUUUGUUACUGAAUUCAGUGACAGUGAUGUUUAUACAUUACUGGCAGGCAGGAAGAAGUAUGGGGCACCAACAGACUACGGAUUCUGUAUUAAGCAUAACCAGUCGGGAGGAGCCAGAGGCCUGAAACUGCUCUGUGCAGACGAGGAGCAGAUUAGGACCUGCUGGGUGACAGCCAUUCGGCUUUUCAAGUAUGGGAUGCAGCUGUACCAAAAUUUCAUUCAACCUCAUCAGAAGCAGAAAGCAUCACCAGUGAGAAGCAUUUCAGAAAACUCACUAGUGGCAAUGGACUUUUCAGGGCACAAGAGCAGGGUGAUAGAAAACCCUACAGAAGCGCUUUCUGUUGCUGUUGAGGAAGGACUUUCCUGGCGGAGGAAAAGCUGUCUCCGACUCAAUCCACAUGGAUGUCCCUCUACUCAGAGUUCUACUUCAAAUUUAGUUAUUCACAGAACUCACCCCUGGUUUCAUCAUAACAUUUCUAGAGAUGAAGCUCACAAAUUAAUUGCACAGCAAGGUCUUAUUGAUGGGGUGUUUCUUUUAAGGGACAGCCAAAGUAAUCCAAAAACGUUUGUUCUGUCAUUGUGUCAUGCCCAGAAAAUAAAGCACUUUCAGAUUGUACCUCUGGAGGAAGAUGGAGAGCUGUUCUUCACCCUGGAUGACGGUCACACAAGAUUUACAGAUCUUAUCCAGCUUGUGGAGUUUUACCAGCUUAAUAAGGGAGUGUUGCCCUGCAAGCUAAAACAUCAUUGUGCUCGAAUUGCUCUUUAAUCAGGACAUGACAUUUCUUGUAUUCAUCAGAUGUUCUGAAAAGAACCACAGAAAACUAAAGGCAGUGAAAAAACAACUUAAUUGUAAGGUGUUUUUUAAAAUAAUUGUGAGUUCUGCACAAAAAAAAAAAAAAUCAAAACCUCUGUUUAACCAGAUGAGUCGAUUUGAGAACAAAUUCUCAUUUACAACGUGCCUUGGACUAAGAAAACAUUAAUUGUAUUGCAGCCAAAUUAGCAAGAAGCUGCUGAUUCACAUGAGCAUUUAAGCGAAAGUACAAUAACUAUGGCAUUAUAAAAUUGAUAAGCUGUUUGGGGGAAAAAGUGUGCUGUCUUGUCAUUAAGAUAUAUUGUAAAGAUUUUACAAAGCCCAGAUCAUACAUUUCUAUAUUAGUAUUUUUAGUAAAGUUGUCUGCUCAUCAAGUAAAAUGGGGCAUACAAAAAAAAACCCACCAAAUCUAUAUGUUAAAAUAACGGAACUUUGUUUCUUUUUAAAAUGCUUUUUUUCUCUUUUUUUAAAGAGCAGCAUAGUUUAUAUCUUUUUAUUGAAAGUACCGUAAUAUGCUAACAGAGAAUAGUUCGUUGAAAUGAUUAAUGAAUGUCAAUUACUGCAAUGUUUUUGUAUAAAUCAAAGUCAAUUUGCACUGUUUUCAGUUUGUUUUGAUUUUUGUUUUUAAAUCUAUUCAGGAUUGAGACGGUUACACAACUUUAUAAAAUGUUCUACAUUCAAGGAUGACUGUAUAAUCAUUGUAGAUGACAUGUUUGAUUUGUUAAUUGCACUGUAGUUGGAACUCUGGUGUCAUGUAUUACUCAUUAUUCACAUUGACUGUCCAGACUGUCACAAUAUGCCAAGUAGUUCAAUGCUGUUUCGUUCUUUAAAUGUAUGGUCAUGUACCCAAUUGCUUACAUUUUCUAUAAAAUGACCUAAAGUGUAUUUAUAUGACAACAUAGUAUAAUAAAUGUAUAUGUAAUGUAUUCAAAGAACCUGUUAUGACAUUUUUUCUAUACCCCUAUUUUAUAUAUUUUAUCAGCUCUAUUUACUCCAAAAUAUGACAGUCCGUCCUUGUCAUCACCUUAAAAACAGUUCAAACACCAAGUGAUAUUUUAUAGAACAUUCUAUUUUUUAGAUGACCUGCAAAAUGUUUGUUGUAAUGUUCUGCUAUUCUUCUUACACUCCUGUGUAUACCAAUACAUCACUUGAAUUAUGUAUGUGUUGCAUUAGUAAAAUUUUCUGUAGA
Messenger RNA from Acipenser ruthenus (sterlet), 8624 nucleotides. Its product is annotated as growth factor receptor-bound protein 14-like. Gene Ontology annotation, cellular component: plasma membrane; cytoplasm. Bases 6089 to 7390 code for a protein of 433 amino acids. The transcript is spliced from 14 exons. The record is from RefSeq and is a predicted model, not a curated record. Gene Ontology annotation, biological process: negative regulation of insulin receptor signaling pathway; insulin receptor signaling pathway. Lineage: Eukaryota; Metazoa; Chordata; Actinopteri; Acipenseriformes; Acipenseridae.